CUGUCCGGAUGUGUAUUUUUCCUGGCGUUUAAACUCUGCCUGCGUCGUCUAUCAGGCAGAAAACAUUAUUUUAAAAAGCGGUCAGACAUGAAACUGAUGUUAACGUGUCUGGAAGAACAGGUUUUGAUCAUACAUGAAAAUGAAUGACGAGCAACUUCGCCGAGGUGGAAGUGACACACGUGCUCCCGUGAGGUGUUUUUGGCGCCCAGGCGUUUUAAUAUGACGUCAGUGGCCCAAACAGCUGAUCUCGUCGCGUCAACUAUGCGCCGCGCCUUGCCAAUACAGCACGAGUUUCACCUUGUUGUGGACGCGCACACACUUUUAUUGACGCAACGACGACGACGGCUAGCCUUAGGACGACAUGCCGAAAUAUUGCGCGGUGCUCAACUGUAAAAAUGACUCAGCGGGCCGCAGCGACCGGAUAAGUUUCUACAAGUUCCCCCUGCAGGACCCUGAGCGGCUGCAGCUGUGGCUGAGCAACAUGGGACGGGAGAACUGGACUCCCUCACGACACCAGUACAUCUGCCACGAGCACUUUGCGGCGCCGUGCUUCAAAGUACGUUGGGGGAUCCGUUACCUCGAGAGUGACGCCGUGCCCACCAUCUUCCGGAAAGCCGAGAAACGCAAAGUGGUGGAUGGUACUGAGAAGAAAGUGAAAGUGUUUUGCCCAAACACUAAUCCAAGUCUUGCACCGUCAGUGGACAGAACGGUAGAACAAGUUGACUCGUCACAGAUGCAUGGGAUCAACUUAAGGGAGUCGGGUGAGGGUCCAGAAUCCAAGCAGUGGGCUGUGGUCAUGGGUUCAAAUACCGCAAACCUGCCUUUGACGGUAAUGCACUCGGUCGAUGAUCACGGCGACAGCGAGGUGGUGGUUCUGUCUUGUGACGGCCAGGAGGAGCUGCUGGGCGAGAUCGCCAUCACUGUUCCCAACUCCGCCCACAGACUUGUUUUCAGAGACCCAUCAACAGAAGAAAUCCCCACGGCGGAGUCAUGCCACAUCCAGCAAGGCCACGAAACGCAGGUCAUCACUUACUUUGAGAUCAUACCCGAUGUCCUCCCCAGCGACGUUUGCGCCCAUUUGCGGGUCUCCCAGGACAUGGUGCUUUCGUCCGCCCUGAGCCCCGAGCCCAUCGCGUCCACUCUACCUAUCGUGUCCAAACACGCGAUGACGCCUUUGCUUUCCCGCAACUUUGGGGCAGGAGGAGGCUACAAGCAGCAGGAUGCCGCCGUCACACAGGGGCAAGACCACCAGCUGGAGGAGCACUGCUACCACAAGCACCAUCUGAGCAAAGCGCAGCUGGAGGCCAUCGUGGCCAGAUUGCAGAAGAAGGUGAAAGUUCUGCAGCAGCGGCACCGGCGCCACCUGGAAAAGCUUCUAGGCCUUGAGGCGACGGUGAGCCAGCUGCGGCAAAGCAACCUGCUGACUGAAGAGCGACUGCAGCUGCUGGAGAGGGCGUACAUGCAGACCAGCGCCAGCGAGACGGUGGCCAUCAUCUACGAGGAAGACAAGGCGGCCUAUUUUUACACUCUGAACGGCGGCGAGGAGAAGCUGUGAAGGUCUCCACACUCAGGGGCCAAAGAAAGACAAACACUACUGUUAUUUUUGUAGUAAUCGUUUGAAACGCGGAUGUGGCUUGAUAAACUGUGAUAUUUGCACAAUUCUGGAUGAUAACUGGGGACAAUACUGAAUGUCUUUUUUUAAGUUUUCACUCUUUCAUCGCAGCCAUCUUUUUGUUUCAGCUGGAAUCCAAUUAAAAUGUAACGCUCAUUCAAUGUCGCUUUUGUUUUCCUCCGCGGUUAAAAAAUCUAAAGUUAAGACAUUGAUCCAAUCAACAGUUUGUCACAUUAAUCGAGUAAUCUGAUAAAACACUUUAUAACCUCAAUGUGUAUUGAAAUGAUCAGCCAUUCUUCCACUUGCCAAAACCUUUAUUCUUUUUUGUAAUAAAUGCACAUCAUCAACAUUGAAAUUGCACAGUUAACGUGUGUAUUAAUAAAAACAACACACACUACCACUCGUGUGUUAUUGCAGUAGUUGUGUGAAAUAUCGCCACAUAUUCAAAGUUCCAGCCUCUCCAUGCGGUCAGGAUGUUUAUAAAUUUGUCACAAUCAUUAAACAAUUAAUCAGAUAAAGAGAAUACCAAUCAAAGCUUUUUUUUACAGAUUGAUUCAUCUUUGCAGCCCAGUGUAUUUAAUGACAUUAUUUCUACUCAAUUCUAUUUGGUUGUUGUUAAAACUAAAUCAGGGGUGUCCAAAGUAGGGCCGAGGGUCCAUUACAUGCACAUUCUAAAAAAUACAAUCACUUAAAAAAACAGCAAAAAGUGUAUGAAAAUUACCCAAAAAGGAAUGAGGGGAAUAUAAAUGUUGCCACGAAUAAUACAAAUUUUCAUUGCAAGCUGCAAUAUGUGCUUAGCAUAUUGCAUUAGUUUUUAACUAGUAACCAUGAAUUGAUGAACGUGGACCCCGACUUAACCAAGUUGAAAAACUUAUUGGGGUGUUCCCAUUUAGUGGUCAAUUGAACGGAAUAUGUACUGUACUGUGCAAUCUACUAAUACAAGUUUUAAUCAAUCAAUGCUGUCAAAGGAAUAAUUUUUACUCAUGAUUAAUCACAGGAAAUUACUGGCUUACAUCUGUUGUGUGGUCAACUUGUCACUUAUUAGUUGGUGCACUCUGAGCUUAAAUAUUACACAAAUAAAGCUCAUUGUCUUUUUCUGCCUUUUUA
Nerophis ophidion (straightnose pipefish) is the source of this 2719-nucleotide messenger RNA. RefSeq names its product THAP domain-containing protein 5-like. Bases 362 to 1555 code for a protein of 397 amino acids. The record is from RefSeq and is a predicted model, not a curated record. Lineage: Eukaryota; Metazoa; Chordata; Actinopteri; Syngnathiformes; Syngnathidae. The transcript has 5 exons.